This is a messenger RNA of Penicillium oxalicum, 1254 nucleotides long. Its product is annotated as URC4/urg3 family protein. The coding region runs from base 1 to 1254 and encodes 417 amino acids. The record is from RefSeq and is a predicted model, not a curated record. Lineage: Eukaryota; Fungi; Ascomycota; Eurotiomycetes; Eurotiales; Aspergillaceae. The transcript has 5 exons.
AUGAGCGACAUCGAAUACCUCAAGGGUCUCGACGCUGUCCGUGAACGGGCGCACCUUGUUCUCGGCGCGGCGGAGAAGAAUCAAUUGCUUCAUUUUGACUAUGAUGCGUCAAAGAUGGGCGAUGUUGCUGAUUAUGUCGCUGGGGUGAUUUCGCGUGACUUUGGACCCGACAAGUACGACCAGAUCCCCCCACACGGUCGAUGGCAGCAUUUCGACGUGGGCGGCGUAUCCCGCGUAUCCAGCUUGAUCCAGCGUUGGGAGAGCCAAGGCUGGGAUCAGCUUGAAGUGACCCGUCGUUUGAUCGACCUUUUCUUUGUGGCGGUGCUGUUGGACGCUGGAGCUGGCGACGUGUGGAAGUUCCAGGAGCCCGGGGAGUGCGGGCCAGGCGUACGCAAAGUUGGUGGAGAUGUGGAGGUUGAGUUGGUGGAUGGCCAAGCCUUGGUGGCUCUUGAUGUCGAUACUUUCAAACGACACUUCCAGAUCACAGAGGAGAAUCCGCUCGUGGGAGCUGCAUCUCGAGUCGAACUGCUCCAGCGAGUGGGCUCGUCACUCAUGAAAUUGCCCGAUUACUUUGGUUCCCAGGGUCGACCGGGCCAGCUUGUCGAUUACCUGGUUCGACAAGCCGGUCCAUCCAAGAGUCUGGACUUCACCAUGCUCUGGAAAAUCCUCCAAGAAACUCUCCUCCCCGCUUGGCCCAGCAACCGCACUCGCAUCGCAGACAUUCCCAUCGGAGACGCCUGGCCUCUUCAAGUGCUAUCCAAUCUCAAUGGCAGCAAGGAUACUAGCACCCACAACAAUCAAACUCACCACAUUGCCCCAUUCCACAAGCUCACACAGUGGCUCGCCUACUCCCUCACAGUUCCCUUCAUGCGCGUCCUCGACAUGCAGUGGAAAAAUCUCGAAAAGGGUACCGGUCUUCCCGAGUAUCGCAACGGGGGGCUAUUCGUAGACUUGGGAGUUCUCAAGCUGAAACCACAGGCUUUGGACACCGGUCUGGCGUCUUCACGGGGUAAUCUCCCUAGUUUCGAAGCCACCAGCGAUGUGAUUGUGGAAUGGCGCGCGAUGACGGUAGCGCUGCUGGAUAAGCUACAUGAGUUGAUCAGUGCACGAUUUGCGGAUCAAGGGGUGACGUUGAGCAUGCCGCAGAUGCUGGAGGCUGGCUCAUGGAAAUCAGGGCGUGAAUUAGCGGCCCAGUAUCGUCCAGAGAGCAAGUCGAGUCCGAUCUUGAUUGAUGGAGAUGGGACUUUGUUCUAG